AUGACAGUUGAAACUAUCUGGAAAUCAUUACCUAUUACUGAAGUUGAAGUUAGUUUGCAAAAAGUGUUGAGAUGUGGACAAACCUUUAGAUGGAAAAAUAUAAAUAAUGUAUGGUCUUUUACUAUACAAGACCGGAUUGUUUUAUUAAAACAAGAUUCAACUCACAUCCACUACUCCCAAGUUAUGAAAAAGGAUACCAAUGGAAAUCAUAAACAGACAUUAGAUUUUAUCAAUGAUUAUUUUGUUUUAGACACCAAAUUAACAGAUUUGUAUACACAUUGGAAAUUACAACAUGAACCAUUCAGAUCUAAGAAAAUAUCUCCCUUUGAUUCAUUUGCAGGUAUACGAAUCCUUCGACAAGACCCAUGGGAAUGUCUUAUUUCAUUUAUUUGUUCAUCAAACAAUAAUGUCAAGAGAAUUUCUAAAAUGUGUGAAAAUUUGUGUAUUAAUUUUGGUGAUUAUAUCAAUGAUUUUGAAGGUCAUGAAUACUAUACUUUCCCGACACCAGAAGCAUUAUCAAAACCUAACGUUGAAGCAAAAUUACGUGAUUUGGGAUUUGGAUAUCGUGCCAAAUAUAUUUAUCAAACAGCAUGUAAAUUCACCGACAAUAACAAAUAUCCUGACAUUACCAUCGAAAACUUAAACUUGUUAAGGGAAGCCAAGUAUACAACUGCGCAUGAAUUUUUACUACAGUUGACUGGUGUUGGACCAAAAGUUGCUGAUUGCAUUUGUCUUAUGUCCUUGGAUAAACAUGACGUUGUUCCGAUAGACACUCAUGUGUAUCAAAUUGCCGUGCGUGAUUAUAAGUUUAAGGGGAAUAAAUCCAUGAAAACAUUAAACAAAGAAACAUAUGCUGCCAUUAGAUUGUUUUUCAAAGACAUCUUUGGUGAAUAUGCCGGUUGGGCUCAAUCAGUUUUGUUUGCUGCAGAUUUGGCUGAUUUGAAUAAUGGAACGAAUAUUACUGAUACUACUACUACUACUACAACAACAACAAUUUCAGAUCAAAUUGAACCAUCCAGGAAAAGAAUAAAAGUUGAAAGGCAGAUAAAAGUUGAGAGUUAG
Messenger RNA from Candida albicans SC5314, 1062 nucleotides. It is a transcript of the gene OGG1, whose product is annotated as 8-oxoguanine glycosylase. The transcript has a single exon. Gene Ontology annotation, cellular component: nucleus. Gene Ontology annotation, biological process: base-excision repair; base-excision repair, AP site formation; nucleotide-excision repair. Gene Ontology annotation, molecular function: damaged DNA binding; 8-oxo-7,8-dihydroguanine DNA N-glycosylase activity. The record is from RefSeq and is a predicted model, not a curated record. Bases 1 to 1062 code for a protein of 353 amino acids. Lineage: Eukaryota; Fungi; Ascomycota; Pichiomycetes; Serinales; Debaryomycetaceae.